Molecule: messenger RNA, 5334 nt
Organism: Oncorhynchus mykiss (rainbow trout)
Lineage: Eukaryota; Metazoa; Chordata; Actinopteri; Salmoniformes; Salmonidae
Gene: slc16a13
Product: solute carrier family 16 member 13
Biological process (GO): transmembrane transport; monocarboxylic acid transport
Molecular function (GO): monocarboxylic acid transmembrane transporter activity
Source: RefSeq, a predicted model, not a curated record
GGUUUCUAUUUAUGCACGUUCCUUGUUUUCAAUUGCAUUGCCUAUGUCUGUUGUAUUUUCAUUAAACGCUUGAAAGUGAAUAAGGAUAUACAGGAUAAGGGUAGCGCAUAGCCUAUGAUACAGAAGUGGAGAAGGCGGCAGUGAGCUUUGAGCACAUGCUAACCAACUAAAAUAUUCCUAACGAUUCCCAUGUGUAGGCUAGUAGGCUAUAUACACCGCCACCAGAGUGUAUCACCAGAAAGUGUUUAAAUAAUUCCAAAAUAAUUUAAAUUGAGAUCACACCGUUUUAUCAUAGUUUAUAGACAGAUGGGUUACCUACCACAAUUUUACCAAUGUUCCAGCAUGCACAUGCUGUUGCCCUAGGUAUGGGAUUUCUGAGACUUGUCUUAUCACGGACAAUGUUGGACCGUAAAAUAAGGUCUGGAAUGAAUAGUAGGCAAUUAAAUGUGUCAUUUUCCAACGAUAGCGUUUGACAUAAUGUAGCCUAGGUGUGGUAUGUGUAGCCUAUGGUGUUGUUUAGACGAUUCAUGUCAAUCAGCUGAGCUGCUGCUGCCCAUGCGCGUGUGCUGUCUAUUCGGCGAAACACCGCUUAAUAUUUUCAUUGUGAGCUGCCAAGUGGGAGUUGCGAGCUGCACAAACCGAUUUAACAAAACCACAGAGGACACACUUCAACAAUAAAUAGUCUGUCACAUAGUCCAUGAGUUACCUUCACUGCGUAGCAUGGAUUCUGCCUUCCAGUGAAACUUUCCAGAGAGCCGAAUACAACGAGCCUACAUUUGCGUCCAGCUCACUGGAAUCUGGUGACCAUCCUGCCCCUCUCACACCUCUCAGCCAUGGCCAAGCUGCAGGCCCCCCAGGUGCUCCAGAGCCAGCCAGCAGCCCCAGAUGGUGGGUGGGGCUGGGUGGUGGUGGGGGCCCUGUUUGUGACCUCUGCCCUGGUGUUUGGGAUAAUCCGGAGCAUGGGGGUGUUCUUUGUGGAGUUUGUGCAGUACUUUGGGGAGAGCGCCCAGGCUGUCUCCUGGAUCACAUCCAUAGGGUUGGCCAUGCAGCAGUGUGUCAGUCCAUUUGGCACAGCGUUGUGUAAUGGAUACGGUGCCAGACCUGUUGUGAUGGCAGGAGGUUGUCUCUCUGCACUCGGCUUCAUCCUGGCCUCACAGGCCACCUGCGUCACACACCUCUACCUCACCUUGGGCAUCAUCUCAGGUUCGGGCUGGGCAUUAGUCUUCACUCCUAUGGUGGCGUCAGUGAUGCAGUACUUCACCCGGAAGCGCUCCCUGGCCAUGGCGCUGGGCUUUACGGGCGUGGGCCUCUCGUCCUUCGCCUUCUCACCCCUCUUCCAGCUCUUGGUGGAGAUGUACACCUGGCGGGGGGCCCUUCUCAUCCUGGGGGGCCUCAGCCUCAACAUGGUGGCCUGCGGGGCCCUCAUCAGGCCCCUGGGGACUCACAAGGCUGUAGCUGCGCUGGCCCCAGGUGAGAGUGCCUGGUCCUGCGCCUCCCUCUUCCACCGGGCCUACUCCUACCUGGAGCUUUCCCUCCUCCUCCAGCGGCCCUUCCUCACUUACAGCCUGGCCAUCACCUUCUUCAACUGUGGCUACUUUGUGCCUUACGUCCACCUGGUGGCCCACAGCCGCCACGAGGGCUUCUCCCAGUAUCAGGCUGCCUUCGUCAUCUCAGCCACGGGUGUGACAGACAUCGUGGGCCGUGUGGUGUCCGGCUGGGCCUCGGACCUGGGCCGUCUCCGUCUGCCCCACAUGCUGGUCCUCUGGACGGGCCUGUUGGGCCUCUCCCUCCUCGUGCUGCCCCUGGGCUCCCUGGUGGGGUCCUACCCGGGCCUGCUCAUCACCAGCCUAGCCUAUGGGUUCUGCGCCGGCGCCAUGACUCCCCUGGUGUUCUCGGUGGUGCCGGAGAUCGUGGGCAUGGAGCGGAUGCUGGGCGCCCUGGGGCUGCUACAGAUGAUAGAGAGCAUCGGGGGGCUGCUGGGGUCACCGCUGUCAGGUUUGCUGAAGGACCUGACAGGCAGUUACACGGCCUCCUUCCUGGUCGCUGGUGGUUUUCUCCUGCUGGGUACCAUGGUAAUGACCACUUUGCCUCACUUCUUCUCCUGCCCCGACCAGCGCCCUCUCCAGAGACACGCCUGCAACUACAACAACAAGCAGCAGAACCAGCAGAGCCCUGAGUCUGGCCUCAUGACCAACUCUCUAUCAGAGAAACUCAACCACAUAGAUACCAUACCGUACUCUCAACCGCAACUGGACCGCGACAGCCUCCAGCCGGAACCAGAGGUGUACAUGCCUUUAAACUGAAGCAGAACCGAUAAUGCCACUACUAUAUGCUGAUUGGUUGCGCGGCGUUAGCAGCCAUACCUUACUUAGCCAAUAGGGCGGCUGAAUGCCUAGUUUCUCAGUGGAGUUUCCCCAUUGGUCUGGGGAGUACAUGGUUAAGGUGCACGAGUGCUACAGGUUUAUAUUCCGAAGUCGUGUACAUUUGUGGAGGAGGAAGACACAGACAGCAAGGCAAAAAUACACAUGGGCAGUGUGGGAUGUCUACCGUACACAUCCAACCAGUAUAUGGUGUUACAUAUGACUUGGCAGUGUUAUGACCAUGGCAUUUCACACGCAUAGCUUCUAACCAGAGGAGCCUGGUGGGAGGAUCUAUAGGAGGACGGGCUCAUUGUAAUGGCUGGAAUGGAAUCAAUGGAACGGUAUCAAACACAGCAACCAUAUGGAAACUCCGUUCCAUUGAUUCCAUUCUAGUCAUUACAAUGAGCCCUUCCUCUGAUAGCUCCACUACUCCAUAUGUCAUCAUGACUUUCAGAAUUUGCUCAUGUGAAGUCUUAUUUAGUUUUCUAGCUGUAGAGAAAAGGUCAACAUGGUGGGUGGCAUUCAGUAUAAGAAGUCCUCAGGCAACUCAGCUAGCUAUACAUCACAGACCAUAUCAUGUGACAGACUAGUUCAUGGCAUAUGUCCAACAUUUUUUACCCUUCUCUCUCUCUCCAUCCAAACAGAGCCUUGGGGUAGCCCACAGUAGGCUACCAUAUCACUGCAGGAUCAAAGUAGGUGUACUCACAAGAUCAACCACAUCUGGAUGGCAGAAUGUUUAUUUUGUAAGGAACUUCUAAAAGCUAAACAAGGAACCGUUCACACCAGGGCCACCAUUAGCAUUCAAUAUCUUCAAUGAGAAAGGCUUCUGAUUUGUUAUUUUAAACACAUCAGUCGGUCUCUAUCUGUACCCAUACUAAAUAGGUAGAGGGGAAUCUGGUUUGAGUUCUUUCCCCCACCCAACUCUCUGACUUGUCUAAUCUAGUAGGCUAUGCGUGAGUAAGACUUAAGUAGCACUAAUCCGUUUUCUUUUAAUCAUUCUCUGGAAUUAUAUAUUCACAUGAGUCGUUUGGUGUUCUGUCAAAAAAUGUAUGAUUGUUUUAUGUGUACUUCUCUGACCCCUGGUAUUAUUCAACUAGCUCGAGGCCACAGUCCCAUAGUCAGGCUGCUAUGAGGAUAUGACGAGUUUAAUUCUAAAACGCUAUAUAUCAAUUUUCAGAAAUGUUUGUAAAUUAGCUUUUGUAGUUUAAAGAACUUAAGGAGAUUGGUGUGUUUUUUCACUAUCUAAUCAUGGUACGGGGUUGUUCAAUGACAGACAUGUCAUUGUUUGGAUUCGAUCACUUGAUGGUUUCAUUUCAGAGAUAAAUAAUCAUGUUUUGUUGCAAAACGCUAUAUAUCCGCCUCAUUCUCAGAGGAAUAACUAGUACUGCUAGGUUUAACACAGUCAAAUGUAAUAAAUAAAUAAAAAAUCAUAAAGAACUGCACAAAUGACAUUUGUUACAUCAAUAUAAAAAAAUGAAACAAUAUAGUAAUAUGAGAUCUGUAGGCUGUAAAAUAUUUACAUUUGAGUCAUUUAGCGGACACUCUUAUCCAGAGCGACUUACAUACGUGCAUUCAUCUUAAGAUAGCUAGGUGAGACAAACACAUAUCAGUCAAAUGUACACGAUUUGAGCUAAACAAUGGGUAUAUAGACUUCUGCAAAUAAAGAAAUAAACACUUAAAAUCUAUGAAUUAAAAGUCGGAAAACAUAUUUUACACCCAUGAAGAUACCCAUAAGAAAUAAUUUCUGAUGAAAAAACGUGGGGAAAUGGGUGGAUAUAGCGUUUUUGGAACAAAACUCUUCAUAUAGACAGUCUCUUCCUCAUGUACAAUAAUGUUAUACAAUCAUAUCAUAUUUUGGACUAAACACCAAAGGAACUCCAAAAGAUUGAGCUGAGUGUAGAUGGAAGAACAGCCUCUAUUCGUAGGGCAUGGACCCUACAAGGUGUCGAAAGCAUUCCACAGGGAUGCUGGCCCAUGUUGACUCCAAUGCUUCAGUUGUGUACAGUUGUCAAGUUGGCUGGAUGUCCUUUGGGUGGUGGACAAGGGAUCAUAGCUUUCACUCUACAUCUUGAAAAGAGCACGAGGUGUUUUCCCAAAGCAAGUAUGGAAUAGGCUACCUACUGACAUGUAGUUCACUCACUGGCAGUGUGCUCUCCUAGUUUCCAGAACUUUCUCAGUUCAGUCAAUCAACGCAAUUUUCUGUUUACUGAAUUGUCAAGUGCUCUUGAAAUUGUAUGUAGUUACUCUCAUGAAUUUCUCUUGUUCAUAAUUUAUUUCCAUGGUUUUUUUUUUCAUUAUUUUUUGCAAGGUGAGGGCUAGACAAUUUUGCCCCCAACCCAAAUCUGUUCGUGCUGUCUUGCAACUCCUCUGGUCAUUGUCCCGCCGAACAGUUUGACAGAUCUGGGACCAGGCUAAGACGAUCAUGAUCUGGAUUUGGUUGGCAGAGCACUUCUAGGUAAUCUAAUUGGUCAGUUGAUACUUUUGUCAGUGACUAUGUUUACAUGCACACCAGAGGAGGCUGGUGGGAAGAGCUAUAGGCGUAUGGGCUCGCUGUAAUGGCUGGAAUGGAAUGGUAUCAAACAUGGAAACCACGUUUGACUCCAUUCCAUUUAUACCAUUCCAGCCAUUACUCCUUCCACCAGCCUCCACUGAUGCGCACAGUAUUCCAGAUAAUAGCUCAUAUCCCAUUUAAGGUCUUGUUCAGGAUAUGCUGUUUACAUGCACUUUUGCAAUCCCGCUUAUAAGUAUUUCUGUAUCCAUGAAUAAACAAAAUAUUCCUCAUUUGCCCAGGGACGGCAGGAUGAUUUUUUGACGGAAUUUUCAACAUUAAGUAGGCUAUUUGUUAUUCAACUUGUCUAUAACUAGGGACAUGCAGCUUCUCUUCUGUCAUUACUUGGUGUUGGUGCUCUAGAAUACUAAAUUAAGCCUUGCUCACCAGAAUGUCAUAAAUUGAUAGAAUGAAUGCAUCAGUAAA